Molecule: messenger RNA, 2272 nt
Organism: Centruroides sculpturatus (bark scorpion)
Lineage: Eukaryota; Metazoa; Arthropoda; Arachnida; Scorpiones; Buthidae
Product: cholesterol 7-desaturase-like
Exons: 8
Coding region: 452-2137 (561 amino acids)
Biological process (GO): cholesterol metabolic process; chlorophyll biosynthetic process
Cellular component (GO): chloroplast
Molecular function (GO): chlorophyllide a oxygenase activity; 2 iron, 2 sulfur cluster binding
Source: RefSeq, a predicted model, not a curated record
UUUGUGUGACAAAAUUAGAGGAAAUCUGGAGUUAGACUAAUUGGGCCAAGAGGUGAUUGAUUACAAAUUAAGCUUUAUAUAUAUCCUCCAGUGACAUUAAAACUCUUUCUGUCCGCUUGGGAAUCUGUUCCAUAAUAUGCUUAUUAUUUCUUUAUUAAUUUAUUUAUUUCAUAGUGGCUCAUGCAUUUCAGAACAGACCAUAUGUGAAAAAGAUCACGUUUAGUGGUCCUGCGGUUGCUUUGUAUUUCGAACACAGAAAAAACACUUUCUGACAUACCAGCAGCUUUUACUUUCUGCUCAAAAACAGUUAAACAAAUUUGUGCCAAUGUUGCUUUAUUGACAGAAACAGCUUUGAUUGAAAUUAGUGAGUUUUAGUUAAUGUUGAUAACAAUUGAUUAAUCUAUUUAACAUUUCUCGUUUCAGAUAUUUUCAAGGUUAUAAUCCUUGUAAAAUGUUCAUCUUUCUCAACGACGUUGUAACUAAGGAAUUGUGUAAAUAUUCCUGGUUUCUGGAUAUGUUUCAGUGCAUCGACGCAACAAUUAUGAAUAAAUCGUAUCUAUUCUUUUUAUUAUUUGUUCUUAUUCUUAUUGUAUAUUUCUCAUUGUCAACUCAUAACAAAGUUGUUGUAAGUAAAAGUAAACAAAUAUUCGAGAAACUUUACCUUCAGUCUAACUACUUUUUAUCUAUGCAGGACAUGACGGAUAUUGGUUAUAACGAUCGAAGAACAAGUGCCAGUAAAUUAUAUAAGAAACGAUUGCAGUUAUUGAAAGAAACAAAUAGAUCGAGAAGUCCAGAUGAAAUUCCUCCCGCUUAUCCGAAUGGAUGGAUAACUUUGUUGGAAUCCAGAGAUCUAUCUGCUGGAGAGUGCAAGCCUGUUACUGCUGUUGGUCAACAAUUUGUUAUAUUUCGCGGAAAAACAGGUAAAAGUUUUGUUUUGGACGCUUAUUGCCCUCAUUUGGGCGCUAAUUUAGGAAUCGAUGGCAAGAUCCACGAAGACUGCAUCGAAUGCCCUUUUCACGGAUGGCGAUUCUCUGGAGAAGAUGGUUCUUGUGUGAAAAUACCUUACACCGAAAAAGUUCCAAAAGCGGCUAACAUAAAAUGUUGGGAAACAAUCGAGCAAAACGGAUUUAUUUACGUCUGGCAUCAUGCAGAAGGCCAACCCCCACUCUGGAAACCUGCAGUUAUAUCAGAAAUAGAAGACGGAUUAUGGCAUUAUAAAGGACGUACUGAACACAUUAAGGUCACAUUCAGGUGUGCUUCAGUGGACAAAGGUGUCAAAACUUCUAAGAUGUGUGGGAUUCUGCCUAUGGAUCCUGGAGUGUUUACAGAUAAGGAUUUUGCACCUUGCACAGUAACAGGUAUGCACGUUCAUAAGGAAACACAGAUAUCUGCUGUAGGAUGUGGAGAAAUCAAUAAAGAAACACUGUCGCCUGGAGGAAUAGAUGCAGUUCCAUCUACUUCUAGACUCAACGAUUUCUCUUCCCCGCAGAAAUCAAACCAUUUCCAUAAAGGAAGAUUACAAAACAAAGAAGGAGGAAAAAUCAAAAAUAGGAGAUAUGAAGAAAAAGAUACUGAGAUUAUGGAAAACGGAUCAGACUUCGCUCAUUUCGAUUGCCUUCACAAAUAUGGUAUUACGUCAGGAAUCAUUCUGCAUCCAGAAAAUUGGUGGAAAUUUUUCCAGAAUAUGUGGAAGAUUUCCUGCUCUCCAGUAUGCACACCAAAUUCCCACUGCUACAAAUAUACAGGCAAUACGGCCGUUCAAUUGUUUGGAAUAUCUGUUCUACGUACAAACUUUGAAAUCCAAGUGAUUGGCCCAGCAAUAAUCCAUUCGUAUUUGCAAAGUGAUUUCGGAAAUAGUGUAUUUGUACAAAGUAUUAUAAACGAAGGACCGUUUCGACAAAGAUUCAUCCGCCAUUACUACUCUCCUUCUCGAUUCUCAACCUUACUUGAUCAUGUUGCCAUGUUUUGGGAAUCCCGUUUGAUUGAGCGUGACGUUCGCAUAUGGAACUACAAAAUGUAUUUGAAGAAUCCAAUUUACGUCUCAGAAGACAGGACAAUUGCCAAAUUCAGAAAAUGGUACGCUCAGUUUUACAGCAAAAAUAGUUCGAGGGCUGAAGAAAAGAGUCUCAAUUGGUAACUGGAAGUCGUUUUAUAUUUAUAGAAGCUAUGGAUGAAACUAAUUCUAUUCGUUAAUAAUUUUCACGAUUGAUUUUCAUAUUGUAAUUCAUGAUAUAGUGCUAAAAUUAACGAACCACUCAAAAUCACAAUUAAA